Messenger RNA from Neurospora tetraspora, 1931 nucleotides. RefSeq lists its product as uncharacterized. The record is from RefSeq and is a predicted model, not a curated record. Bases 1021 to 1362 code for a protein of 113 amino acids. Lineage: Eukaryota; Fungi; Ascomycota; Sordariomycetes; Sordariales; Sordariaceae. The transcript has 2 exons.
CGAUCCAUCAAUCAUCCAGUCAUCCAUCCACCCCAAAGAAGUUUCUUUUUUCUCGCUUAUUGCCCGAUACAACACCCUCUCUUGUUCCGAUACCCGGCAUUGGCGUUAGAUGACCCUGGAUUUUGACUUUUACACCUUCCACAUCUGCCUCCUACCAGGAUUAAGUUGUCUCCCCCAACUAAUUUCAGGAACGUCCAUCUUUCCAAUAUGUAAGAAGGAGGAACAGAAUGUUACCUUUCUCCAAAUCAUCGUCGUCUUGCCCAUCAAUACCCCCAGUCCAAGCAUGCCGUCCAGAAAAAAAGAUGGCUAAUUCGGGACUCAAAAUCCCCAAUUUCUGCGCGUCAGCGUUCCAUUUCGUUGAUCUAUACAGCGUCAGUGGAUGUUUAUCCCGUCCACACAAAACAUCAUGCGGCUCCUUGAACUUAUUCUGGCUUCCAUUUCAACGGAACGGCGGCUAUGCAAGGUACAAGAUCUCAUCUUCUUGGAAAGAAAGGAGUCGAAUGAAUGCACCGCGCCAAAGUUAGAACCAAGAAACGCAGAUUGACUUCGAUGACACUCGAAUAUUCGAACUGCCGUACUACUUCCCUUCCCCUAGUUCCGGCAUGAUCUUCCUCGAGCUCUCCGGCGCCAACUGACUAUCCAGGGAGCGAGAGAAUUUAUGUGUCGCCUGCCCUAUAUCACACAGAGGAUCACCAGGUCGGUGACCAUCAGCUUGGUGUUGAUCCCACAUUACGGGCGUGUUAAAGUGGGACGGAAUAUCCCAUAGACAUCUUAUUCAGACAACCACCACUCCAGCCCUGCCGUCUGUCUUCCUUCAAAAUCUGAAACAGCCGCGCUGGGGGGAAGUCUGGACAAUGACUUCAUUGGCUACACCAAACCUAACCCGUUACAUAGCCAGCAUUACUAUGCUACCUAUGUAUCUACCUACGUCAAGUGCUCCCUCAAAAAAAGCAACCGGGGACAAGGGUAGCACAUGGCAACCUGCAGUCAAGUUGCCCUUCCACACCAUUCAUGUAGUUGAUGACCAUUGGAUCAUUUUUACUAUUGCACCUCUCUCUGUUACUACAAAGAUACAUCGUCCGUUACCUCGAUUUGCUUCAGUCUGAAAGUAGUACAUGCUUGUUGGGAAAUCUGGAAGCGAGGAGGGAGCCGCUUACAUCAUACACGUUUUAUAACGAGGAUGGAUACCUUUCUACACAACAUCCAAAAUACUGGGGACCAAUGAAACAGCCGUGUGCUAUUUGUGAAGCCACAGUACGUACCGGCGUUGGGAAGGUCCGUUGUCAGUUACCUGCUGCCGAGAUUCAAUGUUCAACUGAAUGGAUCUGCGGACCGUCUGUCACACAGCUCAUAUCCAAGUAAGGUAUCCAGCUCUCACCUCUCUCAAGGUGAGAGUAGUUUCUCGGACUUACUUGAAAACUCAAGCAACGCACACAUUACAUUACAUAUGUAAGAUGAAAAGAAAAGCAGUCAAAUACACAGGUUCCUCCACAAAGCAACGAAGACUCCAGACGCCGGCCGCUCUGCGCCACUGCUGAAGCCUCAAGCCUCAAAAGCCUCCCGCAAUCCCGUUUCCAUCAGGGUGGAAUCUUGAUCAAGCCCAUGCAUGCCCACUGAAUGGUCAGAUUAGACGCGGCGUGGCGGCUGAUUGUAUACAUCGAUACGCAAAGAUAAGUAGAUGGGUGGAUGGAUGGCUCUGCGGUUCAAACUGUGGCUUUCGGUUCGGGCUUCCCUCCUUCCUUCCGUUGAAGUUCCGUGGGGCGUAGGGCGCAGCCAAGCCAUGAUGGAGGGAGGUAUAUCGGAACAAGCCGUCAGUGUACACUUGGGGAAGUAAGUGGGUUUCUUCCGGGAGCUUUAGUUGUGGCUCUGUGGCUUAUUUCAGUCCUCUCAAGUCCUCCACCCCACGAUUGUGUAACCAUCUAGCUUAUAUG